Messenger RNA from Sclerotinia borealis F-4128, 1449 nucleotides. NCBI's taxonomy places the organism in Eukaryota, Fungi, Ascomycota, Leotiomycetes, Helotiales, Sclerotiniaceae. The record is from the annotation of a GenBank genome assembly.
AUGGCACCACCAAAACGGCCUCUGGGGCAAGUCGAUACGAAUCCCAUUUUACCACUGGAAAAGAGGAAUAAGGGGAAGGAUAAUAAUGAUGGUAUCUUGGAGGGAGAGAAAAGGGAGGGGAAGAGGGCGGAGAAGAGGGGCCAGGAGAAUGGGGAAGGGAGAGGAGAAUCGAUGGAGAUAUUGACGAAGAAGGAAUUGAUAAUGUUAUUGAAGGGGAGGGGCUUGUCGAUUAAUCACGGUGCGAAGGAAUCGGCAGGUGGUGAAAUGGGUGGGAAGACUGCAGCCACUGCGCAGAAUCGGGAAUCUGCCGCUUCGACGCCGCCAAUUGUUGAGGAAUCUCAUGCGAAUUCUUCGAGGAAUAAAAUAUCGGCUUCUAAACCAAGCGGGAAUGAGAAUCAAUUGGAUUACAGGACAAAGGAUGAUAGUAAAUUGAGAACAUUAUUGAGAGAUUGGCGAGUAAUGGAACCAAAGGAGGUGGAGAGUAUCUGGUACUCGGGAAGAGAUGAUUCAUCGCUUAGAGACCUCUCCAUACAACUACGAAUCCUACAGCUUCGAAGAACUCUCCCUUAUACUCAAAAACCGCCACCUGACAAAUACCAACCACGGCGCCAAUUUGGAAGAAACAAAAAAUUACGUGCUGCUAGAUUUUGCGGAACAGGAAAGAAGGAUGAGGAACAAGUUCUAAAAGUCUUGUCUGAUCCAACUAUACCUUAUGAGACGUUGGAAUACCUUGGGUCUCAUCGCCUUGCAAUUACCCGUGGUCUGUCGACACUAGGUGUAAAUGAGGCUAUCAUCAAGCGGCUUCGAGUUGAUGAUCAAAAGCCGGAGUCGAAGAGCAAAGAUAAACAGUAUAUGAGUAACGCUAUCGAGAGAUUGACGGCCUUGACAAAAAGGCAUACCGAUGCGUACGACAAAAUGAAGAAGAAAUUGGAAGAAAGAGUAGGACAUCCCAUUAAGGAUAUCGCAGCAGUGAUACGGCAUUUCGAGGCCCUAUGCAAACGAGACCAGGGAAUCGUAGACAAUUAUCAGCCCACUCGCAAGCCAGCACCUCCAUGCGAUUAUGACUGGAAAGCCUCACAUUGGGCGAACCGAAGCACGAGAGAAUUACAGGAUAUCUGUCAAAGAAGAGGAACACAACUGAGCGGCUCGAAAGCAUCAAUGAUCAAGUAUCUCGAGACAGGCGUUAUAGAUUACGAGAAUUUGUAUAAUGCUUCUCUGGAGGGGAUGUGUACGCAGAGGGGAAUCAAAUAUAAAUGGAACGAGACAAGACUGGAUCUCGCGGGGAAACUUAGGGAGACGGAUGACAAGGAAUUAGUUUAUAGAGAUUUAGGAGUCACGGCGCUGAGGAAAAUGUGUAAGGAGCGUGGGGUUGGGGUUAAGGCAUCAGAAUCGAAACAGGAGUUGGUGACUAGGCUUAGGGAGGCGGAUGAGAAUGCUGGUGGGGGCUAA